UUUCCAGGGACAAUCCGACAGCUGCGCUGCAGACCGACUGAGCAACAACGGGUAGAGACGGGAAGUGCGGGACGGGGCAGCGGUUGUAAGCACGAGAGGAAAUGGUAGCCUCGCCGAAGUCGUUUAGAGCAACGUUGGUUCGGCAUACCACACAAUGAAUGUUUCGCCUAUGUGUCGAUUUUCAUUUCACGAAGAACUCUGCUGACUUCAAAGUGGACCAGUUGGGGGAUUGGCGAGUGCACAGUGCCUUUGUGCCAAUUGGAGAGUCUCUGGCGCUGCUGGCUGCAAGCGGCAGUAGUUUUUUUCUCUCCGUGAUUUCAUUGAUAACAGAUUUCUGGUGGUUCUGUGCAUUUCACCUUAUUUAUUGUGACUUUAAAACAAUGGACUUGAUCACUCAUCCGGAUUUUUGAUAUUAUUUCAGAAAUACUGGCACUAUCACACAUUUCUUGUUCUCCUUCAUAUAGCCACUUUAUGGGUGGGAUGCAACAACCCUUGUUCUAGGAGGACAGUGGGAAGAAUUGUUGGCAAGUUUUGAAGUUCUUAACUGGCUGCCCACAGGCACUCUCCGAAGAUUCCAAAAUGUCCAAUACUCCAAAGUUCAAGAAAGACAAAGAAAUAAUCACGGAAUAUGAAAGUCAAGUCAAAGAGAUCCGUGCUCAGCUGGUGGAGCAGCAGAAGUGCAUGGAGCAGCAGACGGACAUGCGGGUGCAGCUGCUGCAGGACCUGCAGGACUUCUUCCGGAAGAAGUCGGAGAUCGAGAUGGAGUACUCGCGCAACCUGGAGAAGCUCGCCGAGCGCUUCAUGGCCAAGACGCGCAGCACCAAGGACCACCAGCAGUACAAGAAAGACCAGAACCUGCUGUCCCCUGUGAACUGCUGGUACCUGCUGCUGAACCAGGUGCGGCGGGAGAGCAAGGACCACGCCACGCUGAGCGACAUCUACCUCAACAACGUCAUCAUGCGCUUCAUGCAGAUCAGCGAAGACAACACACGCCUGCUCAAGAAGAGUAAAGAGAUUGCCUUUCAGCUGCAGGAGGACUUGAUGAAGGUGCUGAACGAGCUCUAUACGGUGAUGAAGACGUACCACAUGUACCACACGGAGAGCCUGAGUGCGGAGAGCAAGCUGAAGGAGGCGGAGAAGCAGGAGGAGAGACAGAACCCCGUCUUCCACCUCAGGCUGGAGGACAAGCACCCCCGACGCAGCUCCGUCAAGAAGAUGGAGAAGAUCAAGGAGAAGCGGGCUGCCAAGUACUCGGAGAACAAGCUGAAAUCCAUCAAAGCGCGGAACGAGUACCUGCUGACGCUGGAAGCCACCAACUCCUCGGUGUUCAAGUAUUACAUCCACGACUUGUCGGACCUAAUUGAUUGCUGUGACCUGGGCUACCACGCCAGCCUGAACCGGGCGCUGCGUACCUACCUGUCGGCGGAGUACAACCUGGAGACGUCGCGGCACGAGGGCCUGGACAUCAUCGAGAACGCGGUGGACGGCCUGGACCCCCGCAGCGACCGCCAGCGCUUCAUGGAGAUGUACCCCAGCGCCUUCUGCCCGCCCUCCAAGUUCGACUUCCAGCCCCACAUGGGCGACGAGGUGUGCCAGAUCACAGCCCAGCCGCCCGUCCAAGCCGAGCUCAUGCUUCGCUUCCAGCAGCUGCAGUCUCGCCUUACCACGCUCAAGAUCGAGAACGAGGAGGUGAAGAAGACAUCGGAGGCCACCCUGACGACCAUCCAGGACAUGGUGACGGUGGAGGACUAUGACGUAUCGGACAGUUUCCACCACAGCCGCUCCACCGAGUCGGUGCGCUCCAGUGUGUCGGAGACCUACCUGAGCAAACCCAGCCUGGCCAAGAGGAGAGCCAACCUGCAGGAGACCGAGCAGUUCUACUUCAUGAAAUUCCGAGAGUUUCUGGAAGGCAGCAAUCUCAUCUCCAAGCUGCAGGCCAAACACGACCUGCUGAAGCGAGCGCUGGGAGAAGGUCAUCGAGCUGAAUACAUGACCACAAGGCCCCCCACUCUGCCCCCUAAGCCGGGCUGCACGAUGAGGCGGCCGCGGCCGCGCUCCGUCUUUAGUGUAAAGCUCUUUAACGGCAACCUGGAGUCAUACAUCAAGGACUCUGGUCAAGCCAUCCCGCGAGUGGUCGAAAGCUGCAUCAGGUUCAUCAAUCUGUAUGGCUUGCAACAUCAGGGAAUAUUCCGUGUGUCUGGAUCACAGGUGGAAGUCAACGACAUCAAGAACUCUUUUGAGAGAGGCAACGACCCCUUGGUGGACGAGGAGAACAACCAUGACAUCAACUCGGUGGCGGGAGUGCUGAAGCUGUACUUCAGGGGGCUGGAGAACCCCCUCUUCCCCAAAGAGCGCUUCAAUGACCUCCUCACCUGCGUCAGAAUAGAGAAUCUCUAUGAGAGGGCCCUGUACGUCCGCAAGAUCCUCCUGACUGUUCCCAGAUCUGUGCUGAUCGUCAUGCGGUACCUCUUUGCCUUCCUCAACCAUCUCUCCCAGUAUAGCGAUGAGAACAUGAUGGACCCCUAUAACCUGGCCAUCUGCUUCGGCCCCACCCUGAUGCCCACCCCCGACCUGCUCGACCAGGUGUCCUGCCAGGCGCACGUCAACGAGGUCAUCAAGACCAUCAUCAUCCACCACGAGACCAUCUUCCCCGACGCCAAGGAGCUGGACGGGCCUGUCUACGAGAAGUGCAUGGCCGGCGGAGACUACUGCGAAAGCCCGUACAGCGAGCACGGAGUCCUGGAGGAAGUGGACCAGGAAGGGGGAGCCGAGACGCACACCAGCGAGGACGAGGGGGAACCCAUCGAGGCCAUUGCCAAGUUUGACUACGUGGGCCGCUCUGCGCGGGAGUUGUCCUUUAAGAAGGGGGCGUCUCUGCUGCUGUACCAGCGGGCAUCAGAUGACUGGUGGGAGGGGCGCCACAACGGCAUCGACGGCCUGGUGCCUCACCAGUACAUAGUGGUGCAGGACAUGGACGACACCUUCUCUGACACGCUGAGCCAGAAGGCUGACAGUGAAGCCAGCAGCGGACCCAACAACGACGACAAGAGCUCAGGCAAAGACAUGACCAGCCCCACAGACACCCGGAUACAGGAGGCUUACAUCAGCCGGCAUCGGAAGCGUAGCGACCCCCCUUCCCGCCACCCCCCUGGUCGCCCGGGCGACACCCACUGCUCGGUGCACCCCUCCUCCUCAGACGGAGGCUCCCCGGUGCUGAGCCACUACGGGCCCCGUGACCUGCUGAGGAGCCGGGGCCACGGCGGCUCGCACAUGGGCCACGGGCCCCAGGACAGCCCAGAGAGGCGCCGGCGCACGGGCCACGGCUCGCUCACCAACAUCAGCCGGCACGAGUCCCUGCGCAAGCUAGAGAGCCCGCCCAUCCGGCGUUCUACCUCCUCUGGCCAGUACACCGGCUUCAGCACGCAGGACUCGCACCCGCACUCACACUCGCACCCGCACCCGCACCACCCCAAGAGCCUGGACCCGGAGAGCAUCGCACAGGACAUAGAGCAGACCAUGAACACGGCGCUGAACGAGCUUCGCGAGUUGGAGCGCCAGAGCUCAGUGAAGCACGCGCCCGACGUGGUGCUGGACACCCUGGAGCAGGUCACCAAGCACCAGCAACCCCCUCCGCCAUCACCAGGGGGCGCUGGUGAGCCCCUCAGCCCACUGCACCACCACGGCAUGAUGCACGGACAUCACCAUCGGCACAGCGGUGGCACCAGCCCCGGCGAUGCCACCCCUGCCAUGCGCCGCAGUGCCAGCUCCAACUCCAACAACAGCAGCGGUGGCAGCGACGCCAUGACCACCUUCAAGCCGGCCGUGGCGCCCCGUAUGGGGGUACAGCUCAAGCCGCCGGCCCUCAGGCCCAAGCCCAUGGUGCUGCCCAAGACUGCCGCCCCUCCGCACCCACAUGCGCACCCCCAGCCCUCCGCCCCGCCACCACCUCAACAGGAGGCCGUGGAUAAGUCAUGCACCAUGUGAAGGGUGGGUGGGCGGUUUGUAGGGGCGGGCUGGGAAUUUUAGAUUUUGAGUGUGGGGGAUUUUUGGAAAGGGGAUGGGGGGUGCAUUCUGAUGGGACUUGAAUACAAGCCUGCUGCUUCUUGGACUGUUGUGGACCAUUAUGUAAUCUCUGACUGAGAAAUCAGAGCCAAUAGUCUGACCAUGUGGGAUGACUUAAUAGGACCACUGAAGUGUGUGUGUGUGUGUGUGUGUGCGUGUGUGUGUGCGCGCGUGCGCGCGUGCGCGCGUGCGCGCGUGCGUGCGUGUGUGUGUUGGGAGGUGGCUUUUUUAUUUGAAGUAAAUAGAGUAGCUAUGUAAAAUUGACAUUUAUGAAAUGCUAACAAUAUUACUGAUAUUACUGUUGAUCAUGAAUACUAUCUAACUUAGACAGCCCGACUUUGUCAACUUUGUCAAUGUUUUAAGGAGCUUUUUUUGGAAAAUAACAACAUAGUUUAUAAGA
This is a messenger RNA of Engraulis encrasicolus (European anchovy), 4462 nucleotides long. RefSeq names its product SLIT-ROBO Rho GTPase activating protein 1a (gene srgap1a). Gene Ontology annotation, cellular component: cytoplasm. Gene Ontology annotation, biological process: negative regulation of cell migration; signal transduction. The transcript has 22 exons. Gene Ontology annotation, molecular function: protein binding. Lineage: Eukaryota; Metazoa; Chordata; Actinopteri; Clupeiformes; Engraulidae. Bases 580 to 3984 code for a protein of 1134 amino acids. The record is from RefSeq and is a predicted model, not a curated record.